AUGAGAGUUUGCUUGAUCGUCUCGGAAACAGCGUUAAUAGGCGAAUCUUCAGGCGAGGCUUCAUUUCUUUCUAAUGAAGGUCGAGUGGCGGAAAAUGGUGACGGUUCAGAUCUCGUAAGAUUCGGAGAUGUGUUCGGAGAGGACCGUGACGAUUUGGACCCUUUUCUAUAUCUUGUCCAUUUUGAUCUCUUUAAUUGUGUACCGGGCGUGCUCAGAUCGGAUUCUGCGCUGGAGGUGGACGACGCACGGGUUAAUGACGACUCAAAGUCCAGAUUCUCCUUUAUUCGCCGCGAUGAUGAUGACAAUGUCCGGGCCAAAGUAACCGCGUCGGUGUCGUCCAGACCGGCCAUUUGGGACAACGAAGCCAGCUCUGCGGUGAGCUGUUUAAUAGACGGUUUCCUACCAAGCCCAUGCUCGGAUAUCUGUGGUUCCGUUGACCACUCAGAGUUGGAGCCAGGGUCACGGGAUUCGUACGACAAUGAUGAACGCGAGGAAGAGGAGCGCUGGAGCUUUGAAGUAAUUUCGUCCACGGUUGCCUGA
This is a messenger RNA of Ogataea philodendri, 540 nucleotides long. RefSeq lists its product as uncharacterized. The coding region runs from base 1 to 540 and encodes 179 amino acids. The record is from RefSeq and is a predicted model, not a curated record. Lineage: Eukaryota; Fungi; Ascomycota; Pichiomycetes; Pichiales; Pichiaceae. The transcript is spliced from 2 exons.